GGAUUGUAACAAGUAACUGUACAUCUCCUUAUUACCAAAUCAGCCAAUAACAUUCUAACAUUAAAAUAAAAUAAAAGUAUUUUACAUAUGCUGCACGAUUGUGGACCUGGGAGCACCUUUGAAAAAAAACAUUGUAAAAACGAAACAUAUUUUUUUAUUCCAACUUCAUCCUUUAAUAAAAUAAAGCCCAAUAAAAUAGUAAAUCGCACUUUUUCAGUGUUUUUUAGAGAGCUAGAUUGAGGCAAGAUUAGUGUGCCUGGCAAACAAGUUUAAGAAGAGUCAUAAACUUGUUAAAUUCAUUGAUCAUAUCAACUUGUGGAUGUCACAUAAUUUCUUGCAAUUGAACAAAGUCAAGACGGAGGUUCUAAUUAUCGGAGCAAAGAUCCAGAGAGAGAUGCUGUGCACUAACUUAAAAUACAUGUCACCAAAUGCCAAGCCCCUAGUAAAACGAUUUGGCAUGCUUCUAGACCCAGAGUUUUAUUACUUUAAAAUAUUGCUGAAGUACAACCGUUUCUUCCCCAGGCAGAUACUAAUAGACUUAUGCACACCUUCCGUACUAGCAGGCUUGAAUACUGCAAUGCUCUACUUUCUGGUAUUCCUAAAAAAACCUAUAAAUAAGCAACAGGUCGUGUCGAAUGCAGCAGCAUGUGUACUAACCAAGACCAUAAAGACCAUAAAGAGCACACAUCUCACCUGGAUUUCCAUUGUAUUGUUAAGCACCUUGUAUUGCAUGAAAGUUGCGAUAUGAAUAAAUAAAGUUUAGGGUCAUUUUAAUGUUAUAGGUACCAAACCUGCAUCACAGAUUUGCAGGAAUGUUUCAGGCAUGUGUUUGUAGAGAAGGCUGCCUCUCUCUAUAUGUGUGUGCGUGUGUGUAUGCGUGUGUAUGUUGGAGGGCGUUAUAUUUUUAGGACAGCCCCUAAAACAUCCAACAGGACAUUAAUGGCUCUUGCAGUGACAGUACAUAGGGGCAGAGCUGCCUGCAGACUACCACACAGAUGACACAGAGCAUCACAACCAUAAGGAAGUUUGAAGAUGUCUAAUGAGAAGCACCCCGAUGUAGUCGGCUGCGAAGCCUCCAUCAUGAAGAACGUCUGGGAGAUCAGAGAGAGAGAACAUGAACAGAAGAUACAGCUGGAGGAGAGCCGAAUAGAGAAUAGCGCUUUGCCCACUAUUAAUGAGGACUGGGCAAAUCGUUUGGCUGCAAGACUGGGAAACUACAAAAGAGUGGUGAGGAAAACUAAACCUGCUGAGAAUCAGACGGACAACAACAAUGUCUGGAAGACCAAGCUACCACAGGUUCCGCCUACUCUUCCUCGUGGUGCAGGUUCAGGUCCAAUAGGCAGACCAGGAGGCCAAAGCAGAGGCUUCUCCACUCCAGCCCCCAACUACAAGGACAAAAAGGGGCAGGACAAGAAUUCAAAAAGGCUACAAUUACUAAUUUAUAUCAAGCAGAAUCAACCUUCUGCUAUGGUUUGGGGGAAGUCAUGGAAGUACAGCAAAUCCUUGCCAUUACCAGUGGAAGACGCUAGAUCAAACUGGGGCGAGUGCUGGAUGUUUGCUACCAAGCAGCCUUACUCUGAAGCAGGCAAGCCUUGGCUAAAUGGACCCAACUUGAUGGAUCCUCGCCGCCUUCAUCUCUGGAGGAAACCUGACUACAGGGUGGUGGAAUCACAAGAGCUAGACUUGUGUCUUCCCAUUGAGGAGUGGCAGAUGUCCUGGAGAAAGUCCGACAAAAAUAAUAAGAAGGAUGCAGCAUCUUCUGUAAGUGGAGAAAAUGUUGCCAAAUCUGGAUUCUUCACCUUGCUGGUGAAUACUCAGCACCACAAUGAAGCCUUGUGCUCAUCAGAGUGGAGCGACUCAUGGAGAUCCACCAAGCCAGCAAGUCAGCAGGAUAAUCUUACUGUUACAAAUGAUGGUCUAAUUAAUGAGUCUAUUGCUAAAAAGCAGGAUAAUGAUAGAGAGAUGAGCUCCAAGUGGGAAGAAUGUUGGAGGCUUGUCAACCACCAUGGCUGUAAAUCCAAAUUGCCUCAAAUAAAAAUAUCUCACAACCCAGAGUGGGCCAAUUCAUGGAGAACAGUCAUGGUAAACUUCAACAACCACAAUAAUUCUGAUCCCUCUCUUACUAAUAGCAGCCAGCAGAGAGAGUCACAGCUCCACAAAGUCAUGCUUGUGUCUCCUCAGCAGAAAAACAGAGAUCGAUACUUGCAGCUCUGCAAUGAAUUUAAGGCUCUGUCUGAAUGGAGCAAGUCUUGGCAGGUGACUAAAAACAACUCGAAACCCUGCGAAGAAAUAGAGAAAGUCCUGAAGGACUCAACACCAAGAAUGAAGACUUCUUUGGAGGCUCAGAAGGUAGAAAACAACCCAGAACGGCCUUAUUCAACAUCAGAGAAGGCAGACUCAUGCUAUGAGAAACUGAAAUGUAACGUGAUCUAUUGCCCAAAAAGAGAAUUUGCCCAAUCUAAGCAGAUUCAACUGAAACAACUGGAAAAUGUCUCUUCUGCCUCAGAAUGGAGGGACUCGUGGAAGACACUGAAACACAGAAUGAGAAUGGAGAGAAGAAGAAUGAGGCCUGAGCCUUCAAGGCCUUUCAGGGCAUCGUUGGAAGGAGGAGACAUGACGCCCACUGCCCCAGAGUGGAGUGACUCGUGGAAAUUCUCCUGUCAAACCCUACGUCAGGAGCCUGAAUCUUGGCAGCAGGGUUGGUCCACAACACCCCAAAUCCGAGUAGAUCGUGUGAGGGACCAGAACCACUUUGCGCCUGUAGAACUCCCUAAGAAUGGGCCAACCACAGAGCGCAGUUGGGAAGAAUCAUGGAGGUUCUCAAGGCACCAGCGCCAAUCAGAACCUAGGCAGGGUAGAGCACAAACAAGCCAAGAAAGGUCAAGUGUGGCUUCCCACCAUCCUGUCAGUUCACAGGCACAGAGUAGGUAUGCUGGGUCUGCUUCUGAUUGGCAGGCAGCCUGGAUGGUCUCAGAAACUGAAUUCUACCAUGACAGACCCUCCUUAAUCCAGUGGAGGGAAGCCUGGAGGUGGUCCAUCUUUCACACAGAUCACUGGACAGAGCAAGUGCUUCGAGAGAACGAAAUUGAUGUUUUAAUGGAGAUCCAACCCCAGAGAGAAAAUAUUUCCUUGCAGAGAGCCAAUGCUAAAAUGAGCCGGUCUUUUGACAACCAGAUGUUCAGGGAAAGAUAUCCUGAGAAACAGUGGGAUGCUUCAUGGAGAGCUGGGUCACUGCUGAUCCAUCAACCAAGUCAUUAUGGAUCUUCAGGGAGCAUGAGCAGCACUAUUCAGCAGCAACACACCACUGAAAAUGGGCAUGGAUCUAAGUGGGGAAGGUCGUUUAGGCUCGCCAACCCCAUGCCCAACAUGGAGCAACCCUGGGUAGAGUCCUCUCCUAACCCAUGUCAAUAUACAGUAAUGUGGUCAAGGGGAAAGAACAUACAAAACACCUUCAACACCAUUUUAAGCAACAUCCCUGCAACCUUCAGGCUAUGGGGAAACUCCCAUCAGUUCCUGCAGGGGGCCAGUGCACAGAUCAAAGACAAAACUAUGUCUAAGGAACCCGUUGACCCAAGGGUGAUCAUAACAAACAAGACUAAAACAAGGAAGCAUUUAUACUCUAAAAUUGAGAAGGAGCAACAAUCAGAUAGGAAGUGGGCAGGAUGCCACCUCUUGGGUAAAACUCAACCACGUCCCAAGAGAGGUCCUGCUUCUGUGAAGAGCCUUAAGAUGGAGGACAAAACCACAGAUAAGUUCUUUGAGGAGUGGGCAGAAUCUUGGAGGUCCUCUGUCCGGCCUUGUAGUCUGAAAAAGCAGAUGCCGGUCAAGUCGCUCUCAGGUUGGAUGAAUGAGUCAUGGAAAUUCCUCAUUCCACCAUACCAGCCGAAGAAUGGCCCCAAGGCCAAAUAGAAGGCAUGGCUCAGUCAACUUUGAGCUUAGUCAAAACUGGCCACAUAUAAACCAUGUGAUAAAUAAAUUAAACAGAAUGG
Molecule: messenger RNA, 3989 nt
Organism: Cottoperca gobio
Lineage: Eukaryota; Metazoa; Chordata; Actinopteri; Perciformes; Bovichtidae
Exons: 3
Coding region: 1033-3909 (958 amino acids)
Source: RefSeq, a predicted model, not a curated record